Messenger RNA from Protopolystoma xenopodis, 420 nucleotides. Lineage: Eukaryota; Metazoa; Platyhelminthes; Monogenea; Polystomatidea; Polystomatidae. The record is from the annotation of a GenBank genome assembly.
AUGCAAAAUUGCAACGUACACAUUUUGGAGCCAUUGCGCAUAGGCACGCCUAAAUACGUCUGUACAUGCCGUUGUGUCGAUCCCGAAAAUUGGCCAGAAAAGCCCUACCUGGCAGAUGCCCAGACAGCUGUGACUAGCAGGCAGCACAGCAAAGUUAUUUUAGCGCUUUCAUCUGAGGGUUGGGAACGCUUGUGUACUUUAGCCUCGAGGCGAGCAAGUCGAUCGAAGGCUAAGACGCCAACUCCUUUUUCGUCCAGUCCGUUCUCCAAUCUGUUUGCUUCCCGAGAUCACGCUCUCUGGCUCUCUUGGCCGCCAUUUGCCUCGCCCCAGCAACAGACAGCUAGCGGUAAAUCACAGCCAUUUGAUUGGCCUAGAUGGUUGCCCAAUCAUGACACGAAGCGUUCAAGGAUGUCUUCAUAG